Messenger RNA from Cladocopium goreaui, 579 nucleotides. NCBI's taxonomy places the organism in Eukaryota, Dinophyceae, Suessiales, Symbiodiniaceae. The record is from the annotation of a GenBank genome assembly.
AUGAUGAAGAACGCCUACACCCCAGUCGUUCAGCGCUUGCUGAAACUGUACCGUGAUCCCGUGCCGCCCGUGCCGCACGUGCCACGAAGUUUGCUCCGCUUUUGCUCCGCUUGUGCUCCGCUUUGCGAGUCUCCGAGGUGCGAAAAGAUGGACCUGUUGCAUCCCUCCAUAGAUCUCACCUUGGAACCCAAAGCUCCACGCUCCCGAGAGCUCUUGGAACAUCGCUUCACAGAGCGGGAGCUUUUCAAGCGAAUCCUCUCCAGCAAUGCUGCAGAUGCCAAAGCCGUGUGGUUGAGUGGAUGGAUGACCACCGGUCAGUUAACAAGACGUGACACCCUCAGCAAGCUGGUCCUGUAUCCGAACGGGCGGGCCAUUCAGAUUUCACUUCCAAGUACACCAAAAGGUCCCUUGGGACAUGUUGGACAUUCGAAGCGAGACAUGACCUGCGCUAGCAACCUGAAUUUGUUUGAUCUGGUGCCAUCUCAGAUUCCGCAUGUCAUUGCCAAGCAUAACAUGAGGUUUAGCACGAAGGUGCAAGCUGUCGUGGGGACUUCUCAGAAGUUGCCGGAGGCUGGGUGA